GAGGCAACGCGCGCCCGGCCGCCAGGCUGUACCUCCUCGGGCUUCGGCGGUGGCGGCGCUAGCCUCGGAGUCUCUGUGCGUCUCCAGCCGCCUCUUAGCGGCUCGGCGCCCGCUGCUAAGAGCCUGUGGAGGCCAGAAGAGGGCACUGGAUCCCUUGGAACUGGAAUUAUACAUGGUUGUUAGUUACCAAGUCAUGAUUGGGAACUGAACAAGGUCCUCUGCAAGAACAAUUAAAAUGACGAAUGUAUAAUUUCAGUGGAAUAAAUGGCGUCCAAAGUCACAGAUGCUAUAGUCUGGUAUCAAAAGAAGAUUGGAGCAUAUGAUCAGCAAAUAUGGGAAAAGUCUGUUGAACAAAGAGAAAUCAAGGGGUUAAGGAAUAAACCAAAGAAAACAGCACAUGUGAAACCAGACCUCAUUGAUGUUGAUCUUGUAAGAGGAUCUGCAUUUGCUAAGGCAAAGCCUGAAAGUCCUUGGACUUCUCUGACUAGAAAAGGAAUUGUUCGAGUUGUAUUUUUUCCCUUUUUCUUUCGGUGGUGGUUACAAGUAACGUCAAAAGUCAUCUUUUCUUGGCUGCUUGUCCUUUAUCUUCUUCAAGUUGCUGCAAUAGUAUUAUUCUGUUCCGCUCCUAGUCCACACAGCAUACCUCUCACCGAAGUGAUUGGACCAGUAUGGCUGAUGCUGCUUUUGGGGACUGUGCAUUGCCAGAUUGUUUCAACAAGAACACCCAAACCUCCUCUAAGCACAGGCGGUAAAAGAAGAAGGAAAUUAAGAAAAGCGGCCCAUUUGGAAGUACAUAGGGAAGGAGAUGGUUCCAGUACCACAGAUAACACACAGGAGGGAGCAGUGCAGAGCCAUGGUGCAGGCACCUCUUACAGUGUUGGUGCUAUCUUCAGAGAUCUCUGGCAUGCUGCUUUCUUUUUAUCAGGGUCAAAGAAAUCAAAGAACUCAAUUGAUAAAUCAACUGAGACUGACAAUGGCUAUGUAUCCCUCGAUGGGAAAAAGACUGUAAAAAGCAGUGAAGGUGGAAUACAAAACCAUGAACCUCAGUGUGAAACUGUUCGACCAGAUGGUACAUCCUGGAUCACACGAACUCCCAGGACUCUUCCCAGCAAAGAUACCCAGAGGAAAAUAGCAAAUAUUUCUGAUGAAGUAUCCAGUGAGGAAGGUCCUGAAACAGGAUACUCAUUACGUGGUCAUGUGGACAGGACUUCAGAAAGCAGUCUUCGAAAUAGAAAGCCACACCAUUAUAGAAAGCAUUAUGCAAAUGAGGAUGCCCCUAAAUCGGGUACUAGUUGCAGCUCUCGCUGUUCAAGUUCCAGACAGGAUUCUGAGAGUGCAAGGCCAGAAUCUGAAACAGAAGAUGUGUUAUGGGAAGACUUGUUACAUUGUGCAGAAUGCCGUUCAUCUUGUACAAGUGAGACAGAUGUGGAAAGUCCUCAAAUUAACCCAUGUGUGAAAAAAGAAUAUAGAGACGACCCUUUUCAUCAGAGUCAUUUGCCCUGGCUUCAUAGUUCCCAUCCGGGACUAGAGAAAAUCAGUGCUAUAGUCUGGGAAGGCAAUGACUGUAAAAAAGCGGACAUGUCUGUACUUGAAAUCAGUGGGAUGAUAAUGAACAGAGUGAACAGCCAUAUACCAGGAAUAGGAUACCAGAUAUUUGGAAAUGCCAUCUCGCUGAUCCUGGGUUUGACUCCGUUUGUUUUCCGACUGUCCCAAGCUACAGACUUGGAACAACUCACAGCAUACUCUGCUUCCGAGCUUUAUGUGAUUGCAUUUGGGUCUAAUGAAGACUUCAUGGUUCUUUCUAUGGUUAUAAUAAGUUUUGUGGUCCGUGUAUCUCUUGUAUGGAUUUUCUUUUUUUUGCUCUGUGUAGCAGAAAGAACUUAUAAACAGCGAUUGCUUUUUGCAAAACUCUUUGGACAUUUAACAUCUGCACGGAGGGCUCGGAAAUCUGAGGUUCCUCAUUUCCGGUUGAAGAAAGUACAGAAUAUAAAAAUGUGGCUAUCUCUCCGUUCCUACCUUAAGCGACGAGGUCCUCAGAGAUCAGUUGAUGUAAUUGUUUCAUCUGCUUUCUUAUUGACGAUCUCAGUUGUAUUUAUCUGCUGUGCUCAGCUGCUCCACGUGCAUGGGAUCUUCCUGGAUUGCCACUACAACUGGGAGCUGGUGAUCUGGUGCAUCUCCUUGACACUAUUUCUCUUAAGAUUUGUGACUCUUGGAUCAGAAACAAGUAAAAAAUACAGCAAUACCUCAAUAUUACUUACUGAACAGAUAAACCUCUACUUGAAAAUGGAGAAAAAACCUAACAAAAAGGAGGAACUGACACUAGUGAAUAAUGUUUUAAAACUGGCUACUAAACUAUUAAAGGAAUUGGACAGUCCCUUUAGGUUGUAUGGACUCACCAUGAACCCGCUGCUGUACAACAUCACCCAGGUGGUCAUCCUGUCGGCUGUUUCUGGUGUUAUCAGUGACUUGCUUGGAUUUAAUUUAAAGCUAUGGAAGAUUAAAUCAUAACGGAGAGGAAAGAUGUAGCCCUCUUCUCUAGAAUGAGUGCUGACUUAGCUGCCUGGAGGCAGUCGCUGGCUCUGCCUCAGGAGUCUGCUGGGAAACUGAAGUGUUUACAUCAGACUGUCUUGUGCAAUUCUUAUAUUUAUUUUCACUGUUUUUUUGUAACAUUUAUUUUAGUCUUUCUAUUUUAUUUUUAAGCAUUGACAUUCUUAGUUGUUGAAAGGGUGGCAGAACUGAUAUCCAGAUACUUGAGAUCCUGGUAAUUGUUCAUAAAUUACUGACAAAGAACUUUUGAAAAUAGAAGCCAUUGCUGAGCACUGUUUCUCCAUCAAUGCCAGAGCUUGCCUUACCCGAGGAAAACUUCUUUAACUCUGGAAUAGUGCAUUGGACUCAAACACAUACAGCAUUUUCUUUGGUACAUCAAGGUCCACUCAGGAGCUCUCUUGACAUAUUUCAGAGCAAUGCUGGGAUCUAAACUGAUUAAGCUGCAUUUAAAGCACCCUUCAGUAUUAAUACAUAUGGUAUUAUUGUAACAGGUCAACAAGUGCUCUUUGAUGAUAAAACUCUUAAUGGAGCAAUAAUUGUAAAUGGUUACCAUACUGUAAGAUAUUUUGAUAAAAAUUAAUUAGUAAUAAUUGUAUUUAUUUGAAACACUGAGCUGUUUGCACAGCUCCAACUGUGCAUGCUCACAAUGUGCACUUUUUAAAAUUGUUACUUUUAAUGUGUAUCUUUAUAUGGGCUAUGUUACAGUGUACUAGGGCAUAAUAUGGUAUCCUUUUGAGUGAGGUACAUACUCAUCUCACAAGUGAAGUGCCUAUUGCUAUUACUAAAGUACGUUAUGUUUACUCAAGUAAAAGAAUUUCCUCCCAUGGUACACUAUAGCGUAUGCUAUUCAUACCACACUUUAGUACACAACUUAAGAAUAAAGUUAAGAACCAGUAAAAUACUUAUCUGAUCUCUAGUUAUAAAAUUUCCAAUUUUUCUGAAAAGACAGCUUCAGCCUUCCAAUUCUAGCCUCUAAAUUUAAUCUGGUGCACCCCCUCCCCCAGCUCCAUUAUAUAAGGGCUAUUUUAGAUGCUUUUAAACAUGGGACGUUAACUUCUCUCCCCUUCAAUUAUUUGUCAAGUAUCCAGUGAGAACUUAUCAUGUUGGCAUGCUAGGUAAAUAGGCCAAAUAUGAUAGUCUCUUACAUUGGACUUUGAUUUUAAGUUGUUAUAUAUGUACAAUCAGUAGUGUUUUAGGAAUUACAUGGACAUUAAAAAGGGUUUUGUGAUUUAUUUUUAAAGCCAAACAUCUGGUUUUUAAAACAAAGGAUUUAUUUGAAACAAUCUAGAAUUUUCUUGGUGCAAAGUCAUAUUGAAUAUCUUCAUAUUUUUUGCAUAUUUUAAAGAAUUCAAAAUAAUUCAUUGCAAAUAAUUUAUUUGAUUGGUGCAGUUCUAAUUCCCAAAUCAUAAUCUUAAAAUCGGGAAUGUAUAGAGAACAGAGCCACGUGAUACAACUUUGCUCUUACCAUUCCUUUGACCAGCUUCAGUUCAACCUCAUUGUGUAGUCUGUUUUUUGUUUGUUUUUUGGUUUUGUUUUGUUUUGGUUUGGUUUUUUUUGUAUAGGAAACAGCAGACAGCAUUCUGUUUUAUUUGCCUAUGUUCUAAUGUUUAAUAAUGACCAAAGUGCAUUCUGGGUCUUUUCAAGGAAUGUAUUACUGGAGCUUUAAGAACAUACUUA
This is a messenger RNA of Nannospalax galili (Upper Galilee mountains blind mole rat), 4224 nucleotides long. RefSeq names its product putative homeodomain transcription factor 2 (gene Phtf2). The coding region runs from base 265 to 2508 and encodes 747 amino acids. Lineage: Eukaryota; Metazoa; Chordata; Mammalia; Rodentia; Spalacidae. The record is from RefSeq and is a predicted model, not a curated record. The transcript is spliced from 19 exons. Gene Ontology annotation, cellular component: endoplasmic reticulum.